CCCGGAUUCUCCAAUUUUCGAAAACAAACAUUAUCGUUUGAUUACUAUCCGUUUCGCUCCAUUUAGAAGACAUAUAUCCAAAAAGUGAUGAAAGAAGCAAAAUAUUAUUUACAAAAACAGAAAAACACAGACUUUUUUAAACAAGAAUCAACACAUUUUGUUUGCUCUCCAAAGUGGGAGGAUACUUCAAAUAGCCAACACCAUGGGAACGAGUGGAAGCAAGAUGCGCACAUGUGGUUUUUCUUGCUGUAGUAAACAGGAGGAGAAAUAUAAACAGUCAAUUCCUCAUGAAGAUCAAACAUCCUCGUCUGGGGAGCUGGCAAUCACUGCUAGACAAAGAAAAGCAUCCGUGGAAGAGUCUACAUUAUCUGGUCCUGAUGUAACAAAUCCCAGAGAAAAGCACAGACAGGAGGAUGCUAUUAGUGACCAAGAAAUCUCCGCAAAAGGUGUUCAAGUGAUAGAAUAUGUAGAGUCGAUUAACAUCAUACAUAAUCAUAGGAAGACUACAUACAACAACAUCACUGUACCAGUGCCAAAGAAGCCACCAUCUCCUAAACGCAAAGAUAAGUCAGGAGUACAGAAGUUGGGAGGUGGAGAUAAAUUCAGGAAAGCAGAUGAUGACAAUCUACCAACCCGUGCUGUUGAUAUGUUGGCCAAAGCUCAAAAGUCAGUUGGUAUCAUCCGUGGGCCAGGAAAUUUACAGGGUACUGGUUUCCUUCUAAAGGAAAACCUAGUGAUGACAGCAGCUCACGUGGUCAAAGAUGCCAAAUAUGGGAAUCCUACCAAGGUUAAAGAUCUAUCUAUACAGUUUAGUUAUCAGCAGCAAGCAGAUAUUGCAAACCGUGACACUUUGUUCAAACUAGCACCUGAAAUUGAAUAUGAAAAUCUGGAUAUGGAUUUUAUCAUCUUGAAGAUAAGUAGUGAAGAAGACAUUGAAAGAAAGAGUUCUUUCCUUCCCGAUCCUUUUGAGCACUUUAGUGACGUGCAGCCAUCUAUGAAAGGUCACAUGAUUGGCCAUCCAGGUGGAAAUCCACAAGUGUUAGACCCAAAUAUAAAACUAUAUGAACUUACUGAUGAAAUGUUUCAUCAAGCAAAGCAGUGGAGCGAAUUACAUUAUGGUGUAAAUGGAUACAAUGGGGUCCAAGACAAGAAAAAAAUUCUAUUUCAUUGUAGAUUUGAUCAUGGUGCAUCUGGCAGUCCUGGUGUUUAUGCUGAUACAACCAAGGAAUAUUGUGAAGUAGUUUGGAUGUUGCUUGAAGGAUAUCCUGGAUUUUAUUACACAGAUCUUAGUUCCGAGAGGAAGUUAGAAAUUUCAAAUGAUUUCCUUAUUGAGCAGGGAAUUACAAUGAAAUCCAUCUGGAAUGACAUGUUCAACAAAAAAAAAGAUUUAUAUCGGAAGAUUUUCAGCCAUCGUGAUAAAACAUUUGCUUUAGUGUCCUGAAAACCAACCUACAUCUGUCAUGUCUGUUUGAAACUAGGAAGAACUUGCUUGCCCCACUUUGAUAAUAUUCGGAUUUCUAAAAUAUCGAUAAAACAAUUAUAUGAUGUUAGACAUAGAAUGAAAUUUGAAACAGCUUAAACCUUUAACCCUGAGAAAGGAAAAACAGUAACAGCAGCCUAGCUACAAUGUAGUAUUACACAUGAAAUUAAAUACUGAUAUAAACUGAUGACUAAGUUUUGUGCACCUUGAAACUGUGAUGAUAGAAUAAUGAUCUUAGAUAUAGCGCUAGGAUACCUACUGGCUGAUAGGGCACACAAUAGUAAUGUGCCUCCAUUAUGUCAGUCGUAACAUGAAGAGCUAAAUGACUUAGUUCAAUAUUUGUGUUAAAAUGUGUGUGUGUGUGUGUGUGUGUGUGUGUGUGCGUGUGUGUGUGUGUGUGCGUGCGUGCGUGCGUGCGUGCGUGCGUGCGUGCGUGCGUGCGUGCGUGUAACACAACUUACGAAGGAAGAUAACUUUUGACUUACUACAGCAUCUAAUCGCCUAGCCAAGUAAUUCUACAACUGCUUAACCAUUACACCACCACACCACAUCCCUAACAAAGGAUGUUUUGAAGUUAUCACAAAAGAAUAUCACAAGACAGUUGGAAAUUCUCCACAUGAUCAUAGUGGCUAAUUGUCUAUUAUGUGAUGUGUAUACCUCAAAUUCUAAUUCUUCAUUCCUUUCAUCGUCAUCAUUUCUUUAUUUCCUCCAAAAAUUGAAGAGUAAUUACAAUGAUAAAUAUGAUAAAUUUAAGUGUAAAUUAAAGAAAAAAAGUGCAAGAAUAUAUGUAUAUAAAUAUUGAACAAUGAAUGUGAAUAACCAAUCCAUCAGUAAUGAAGAUUUCUAACAGAACACAUCAAACAUUAGAUACGAGAUAGCCUUUACUGAAAAGUCAUGUUGUAGGCCUUUUCAGAAAA
Ylistrum balloti is the source of this 2397-nucleotide messenger RNA. RefSeq lists its product as uncharacterized. NCBI's taxonomy places the organism in Eukaryota, Metazoa, Mollusca, Bivalvia, Pectinida, Pectinidae. The record is from RefSeq and is a predicted model, not a curated record. Bases 203 to 1441 code for a protein of 412 amino acids. The transcript has 7 exons.